Messenger RNA from Phaeoacremonium minimum UCRPA7, 1011 nucleotides. Its product is annotated as putative serine protease protein. Gene Ontology annotation, molecular function: serine-type endopeptidase activity. Bases 1 to 1011 code for a protein of 336 amino acids. Gene Ontology annotation, biological process: proteolysis. The record is from RefSeq and is a predicted model, not a curated record. The transcript is spliced from 3 exons. Lineage: Eukaryota; Fungi; Ascomycota; Sordariomycetes; Togniniales; Togniniaceae.
AUGCUUGGGGGUACAGCCCCUCAACUUAUUCACAACUUUGGAAAUUUUAAGGGCUUCACUAUCUCGGAAGCUGAUGCUUUUGUGGACGCGAUCAGCAAUAUUGCUAAUGUUGAGUAUAUUGAGCCCGACACAAGAGUCUCUAUCAGUGCCUUGGUUACUCAAACCGGUGCGCCCUGGGGGCUGGGUCGCCUCUCUCACCGAGAGCCUGGCUCAACUGACUACGUGUAUGAUGAUUCGGCAGGAGAAGGAACUUACUCUUAUAUUAUUGACACGGGGAUCUUCACUGAGCACGAGGAGUUUGGCGGUCGAGCCACUUGGGGAGCUAACUUCGCCGAAGAUGGCCUUGACACCGAUGGCAACGGUCACGGAACUCACGUAGCAGGAACCACAGGAGGAACCACUUACGGCGUAGCCAAGAAGACCAACCUGAUUGCCGUGAAGGUCCUCGAUUCUAGCGGAUCGGGCUCCAACAGCCAGGUCAUUGCUGGGAUUGAAUGGGCCGUCACUGACGCCACGUCUAAAGGCCGAAUUGGAAAAGCAGUUGCUAACAUGUCUCUUGGGGGCCUCCGUCUCGGUGAGGCUACCAACCAAGCGGCGGCCGCUGCCGUGGAGGCUGGGCUCUUUCUCGCCGUAGCUGCCGGGAAUGACGGCUUGCCUGCGUUCCUCUUCUCGCCUGCCUCAGAACCGACAGUGUGUACCGUUGGCGCCAGUGACAGCGAUGACAGCCGUGCAUCCUUCUCCAACUUUGGUGCGCUUGUCGACAUCUUCGCGCCGGGAGUGGACGUCUUGUCUGCGUGGAACAAUGGCACGACCGAGACAAACGUUAUCUCAGGAACGUCAAUGGCGACGCCGCACAUCACAGGGUUAGGAGCUUACCUCUUGGCGCUUGAAGGAGAUAGGGAUCCUAUCGCGCUAUGUAAGAGGAUCCAGGAGCUGUCAACAGUGGAUGCUCUGUCAAAUCCGGGGCUUUUCACUGAGAAUAGGCUUGCUUUCAAUGGCGCGACCGCAUGA